Molecule: messenger RNA, 4050 nt
Organism: Drosophila subpulchrella
Lineage: Eukaryota; Metazoa; Arthropoda; Insecta; Diptera; Drosophilidae
Gene: hth
Product: homeobox protein homothorax
Exons: 15
Coding region: 1785-3248 (487 amino acids)
Biological process (GO): embryonic pattern specification; positive regulation of cell population proliferation; positive regulation of transcription by RNA polymerase II
Molecular function (GO): DNA-binding transcription activator activity, RNA polymerase II-specific; RNA polymerase II cis-regulatory region sequence-specific DNA binding
Source: RefSeq, a predicted model, not a curated record
GCGACGCGAGUGGGCUCCUGUUGGCCAGGCUUUUGUUGUUCCCAAAAAAACAUUAAAAAAAAUUAAUAAUAAUACAAAAAAAGGAUGCAAAAAUAGAAAAUGUGAACUCGCAAUACGGCCGAGAGAUAAGUUAAACAAAAAACCAAGUGGCCGUGGAACCAGAGCCUAGAAGCUGGAAAAUCGAAAUAGUCGCGAGAUUAGAAAUUUUGUGUGUGCCAGUGUGUGUGUGCCAGUGUGUGUGUGAGGGAUAUGGAGAAAGGACAUCGCGUCGCCAUGUUAGACGUGUUUGUUGUCGUUGUCGCCGCCACGUUGUCGGUGGUUUUGGAUCCUGGAUACUGCCACUAGAAUCGGGAUAACUAUAACCCAUCCUCGAGCGAGAGGACUGGACAAUGGCGAGGGAACUGGCCCAUACUCCGUAAUCCCCACUAGAAAGUGCUAGAGGAAAAACCCGCCAGCGGAGGAAAGCGGGAGCACCGUUGUUAGACGUAGACGUUAUCCCGUAGACCCCCCGGAAAAUCCCCCCGUAUCCGUAACCCCCGCUCGGAAAUUCCCACAGUGUUUUAGUUGCUCGCUCGCUCGCUCUCUCCCGCGUGUGUGUGUGUGUGUGCGUGUGACUUUCUCUCUCUCGCGCGGUGUCACUCUCUCUCCAGGACUCUCUCCAAACUCUCUCUGCACUCUUUAUAUCUCUCUCUGGCGUGACAUGUUUAUGUUUUGGCCACCAACGGCGCUCUCAGUUGCCAAUUUUGACAGCCAGAACUGUCAGUGUACAGUGGUGCAAAUCGAGUGAAUUCCCCGCAAAAACCUUGUUGACAAACACCAUGUGAAGGUGGCGUGAAAUGGACAAAAACAAGACUCAGUUAAAGCACUUAAUGGUUCCUAGUUGAUACUAAACUGAUACAAAGGACGCAGGACAACGGUGGAUUACUUUGGGACACUGGCGGUGGAUUGAUAAAUUGAUGGUAACGUAGUAUGUAGAAGCAGCUGUGAUAAAUAGUGCGCAUAUUAUACGAAAAAAGCAAAAAGAGUAUACGACAAACAAAUAAAACAACAAAAGCAACCACACUACUACUAAAAAAAAAAAAACAACCAAGGAAAAGGUCUAAGGAAAACUCAAAGAGAGAGGGGAAAAUUGAGGAAAUCGCCAUGGAUUUAUGACAACAACAAUUGCAACCCAAUAACAAAUGAUGUUGCAACAACAACAACCAUACACGAGUAUACCAAGAACAACAACAACAACUGCAACGGCAACUAACAACAAAUUGUAUACGAUUUUUAUAAACCAAACAACAAAUUCUAUGUAAAUAAUUAUUAUAACAUACAAAAAAGAAAACAUUCGAAAAAAAAACAGAUCUCCCGCUUAAAAAACCAACAAACGCGCGCGUAACAACAACAACAACAAUACAACAAGUAUACAAACGUAAUAAUAAUACAUAAAAUCUAAACAAAUGUGCCUGUGUUAAAACAAAAGAAAGAAAGCAAAAUAAAGAAGCAAAGCAUUCAAAAAGCAGAAGCUUCCAAAAUAGAUGUAAAAGUGCAAAACAUACCUACAUAAAAACCAAAACCAAGAAAGUAAUACCCCUAAAAUUAAAAAAGAAAAAACUCAAGAACUGGAAAAGAACAGAAUAAAGAGGACUUCAAAACGGACAGCUACAGUAGAGCUUCCCUAAAACAGAGAGGCAGUUGAAGCGGCGGAGCGGGACGUCGGUCAGUGUGUUGCGCCCCCAUUUGUUGUUCCUACUCCAAAAGUGGCACAAAUCGGGUUAGACGUCGCUCCCAGAGCAUUAAUGGCUCAGCCCAGGUAUGACGAUGGCCUACACGGCUACGGCAUGGACUCCGGAGCCGCCGCAGCGGCCAUGUACGAUCCACACGCCGGUCACCGGCCGCCCGGCCUGCAGGGCCUCCCCUCGCACCACUCUCCGCACAUGACGCACGCAGCGGCGGCGGCGGCCACAGUGGGCAUGCACGGCUACCACUCGGGGGCCGGGGGUCAUGGAACACCUAGUCAUGUAUCGCCGGUCGGUAAUCACCUAAUGGGCGCAAUACCCGAAGUACACAAACGUGAUAAGGAUGCGAUUUAUGAACAUCCGCUAUUCCCGCUUUUGGCGCUGAUCUUUGAGAAGUGCGAAUUGGCCACAUGUACGCCGAGGGAGCCCGGGGUGCAAGGUGGCGAUGUCUGUUCGUCGGAAUCGUUCAACGAGGAUAUUGCAAUGUUCAGUAAACAGAUAAGAUCACAGAAACCCUAUUAUACCGCAGAUCCCGAAGUCGACUCACUGAUGGUGCAAGCAAUACAAGUACUUCGGUUUCACCUUUUAGAAUUAGAAAAAGUGCACGAAUUAUGCGAUAACUUCUGUCAUCGGUAUAUAUCGUGUUUAAAGGGUAAAAUGCCAAUAGAUUUAGUGAUCGACGAACGGGACACCACCAAACCACCGGAGUUGGGAUCGGCGAACGGAGAAGGGCGCAGCAAUGCCGACUCCACAUCGCACACCGAUGGAGCUAGUACACCAGACGUUCGGCCGCCGAGCUCAUCGCUGUCUUAUGGCGGCGCAAUGAACGAUGACGCCCGAUCGCCGGGCGCUGGUAGUACUCCCGGUCCACUGUCACAGCAGCCACCUGCCCUAGAUACAUCAGACCCUGAUGGUAAGUUCUUAUCAUCACUCAAUCCUUCAGAACUAACAUAUGAUGGACGAUGGUGUCGAAGAGAAUGGUCCUCACCUGCCGAUGCUCGCAAUGCAGACGCCUCCCGGCGAUUGUAUUCCUCAGUCUUCCUCGGUAGUCCUGACAACUUCGGAACGAGUGCAAGCGGUGAUGCCAGCAAUGCCAGCAUAGGAAGUGGAGAGGGCACCGGCGAGGAGGACGACGAUGCGAGCGGCAAAAAGAACCAAAAGAAACGUGGCAUUUUCCCAAAAGUAGCAACCAACAUAUUGAGAGCGUGGCUGUUUCAGCAUUUAACGCAUCCCUACCCAUCCGAGGACCAGAAGAAACAAUUGGCCCAGGACACCGGCCUAACGAUACUGCAAGUGAAUAAUUGGUUCAUCAAUGCGCGGCGAAGAAUCGUCCAGCCGAUGAUCGAUCAAUCGAAUCGUGCAGUCUAUACACCGCAUCCAGGUCCCUCCGGAUAUGGCCACGACGCCAUGGGCUACAUGAUGGACAGCCAGGCGCAUAUGAUGCACCGUCCGCCCGGAGAUCCCGGGUUCCACCAGGGCUAUCCGCAUUACCCGCCGGCCGAGUACUACGGCCAGCACUUGUAAUCCGCGUAAUCCGGCCCGGAACCGGAAACGGAAACGGAACUGGAACUGGAACGGAAACGGGAACCAGAGAGCUCUCCGGAAGCGAACAAGCCAAAAUCAUAGCUUAAAUUUUACCACCACCAACAACCACAACUGGAGAAUGAAAAGAGGAUCGAAGGAGGAGGAGCAUCAGGAACUGGAGGAGCAGUCCGAUCCAAUCCCAAAACUAGCAUACCGCGUGGCAAUAUCAGUCAAGUAAUAGCAAACAAAAAACAACAAGCAAAGAACAACAAACAACCAACAACCGUAGUAAAAAUCUAUAAAAUGAUAUUAGCUAAGCAACAAAACAACCAACAACCAACAACCAACAACUACAACAACUGCAGAAUCCAGAACAACAACCAGCAAAAACAAACCAGAAAUUUUAAAGAAACUAUUUGUGUAUACCUUAAACAUAAAUAACAAAAGCAGAAAAAAGGGAAAAAAUAAAAACAAGAAAAAAGAUAUUUAUGCCUAAACAAAAAUGAAACGCUUAGCUAUAAGUUAAAUAAACAAAAUAAAACCAGAACUCAACACACACACACAGACACACCCACACACACACACACCGAACAGCAACGGCAACAACAACAAUUUGAUAUGCAAAUUUUUAUGUUCAAAGCUGCAGAAUGCAAAACACAACAUUUUUAAAGCAUGAAUUUAGGCGCAGACCAGCAAGGAAACUAAAACUAAAAUACACAAAAUUUAAGCGACAUUUUCGUUCGGAAUUGUUAUAGAUUUUAGUUUGAAUUUAGAAAAUGCCCCGCCCCCACCAGAAAAUCAA